Molecule: messenger RNA, 696 nt
Organism: Acanthosepion pharaonis
Lineage: Eukaryota; Metazoa; Mollusca; Cephalopoda; Sepiida; Sepiidae
Source: the annotation of a GenBank genome assembly
AUGUCAUUGCCGACGGUGGUUCACAAAUUUCUCAACAGGCGCGAAUACACAAUAGCUCUCUUUUGUUUCUUUUCCUUCCUUAUCAGCUUAUCUUGUAUGAGUCAGGGCGGCUUCCAUCUUUACACCCUCGUGAACAAUUACGUUGACAGGUACCUUUCUGUGCUCAUCAUUAUGACAAUGGUUCCUUUCAUUAUUGGUUACAUCAAACAAGAAUCCCUUCACUUCCCAAUUGAGCGAGCUUGUAUGACAAUGUGGUUUGGAAUAGCUUCACUCACAUCUGCAUGCUUGCUUACUUACUUUAUGGUGAUAUUCGUAUACGAUACACCCGUCGUUGGCUAUGAUCAGCGUUGGGCUGAGGGCCUUGGAUGGAUGAUCUCUACUGCUCCGAUUGUCUUGGGACUCCUCAUUGGUACCAUCUUCGUUCUGCGCCAGCAAAAAGGAACAUUUAAAGAGAGACUGCAUCAAUCAUUCCGCGUAGAGAACAUCCUGCAAGACACUAACCAAUCAGAUUACGACUCUGUGGAAACUGGCGACACACCUCUGAACCGCUCCCCGCCAAGUGAACUGAAAAAGAGGCCACUGGAUUUGGACAUUGAGACGAUAGAGGAUCCGUGUCCAGACGACGAGAUCAAUACUGUCAAAAUAAUGGAAGUUACUCUUCAAUGCAAAGACAAAACAAAAGCCGUCGAUGUAUGA